UUUGUACUGCGCCGGCAGCGGAAUCCUACAAAAGUGAUGCUAUCGCGCAGGCUCUGUACUCCUGGCGGCGUCGUUGUCGCUAGUUGUCCAGGCACACAAGCCAUCAUCCCACGUCGGCCCGCAGACGAUCGUCCCAACACCCUGGCUCGCCUCCCGCUCAACGGCUUCACAGCCGAAGCGCACCCAUCCAUAAGCAGCCAACAGUCGCACCUUGCAAAACGAGGUGGGCCACGCUCACCGCAUUACCACAAAAGCACAUACAUUGGUCUUCAACAAGUCAGCAACCUGCUCCGAUACUGAGUCGCCGAUGAGACUUUGAUGCAUUACACUGGUGAUAGAAAGAGUGCGUGGAGUAGGAAUGCGUGGGCUCAGUAAUGCCUUGUUUAAUCAACUGAGUACCUGUAGGGCAAGAAAUUCAGUUUGCCAUGAUUAUGCGCGCGAAGAACCCACUGCGCGGUUCUGAAGUGGCCACGAGAUACAAAGGUCGGGCAAGAGACAUGAAACACUUCGUCCACUAGAAACUACAACAUAUGUCGCGUAAUCUGCACAAAACUUCUCAC
Molecule: messenger RNA, 560 nt
Organism: Paraphaeosphaeria sporulosa
Lineage: Eukaryota; Fungi; Ascomycota; Dothideomycetes; Pleosporales; Didymosphaeriaceae
Exons: 1
Coding region: 37-300 (87 amino acids)
Source: RefSeq, a predicted model, not a curated record